Sorghum bicolor (sorghum) is the source of this 2016-nucleotide messenger RNA. RefSeq names its product E3 ubiquitin protein ligase DRIP2. Gene Ontology annotation, molecular function: ubiquitin-protein transferase activity. The record is from RefSeq and is a predicted model, not a curated record. The transcript is spliced from 7 exons. Bases 267 to 1733 code for a protein of 488 amino acids. Lineage: Eukaryota; Viridiplantae; Streptophyta; Magnoliopsida; Poales; Poaceae.
CAAGACUACUCAGCCCCUUCUCCUCUCCCACCCGGCGACUCGCCGGAGCUCCGCGCCGCCGCCGCCGCCGCUGUCCGGUUCCGCAGCAGAAGCCACCGACGCCGCCGCACAUCCGUGGAAUGCCCUCAGAUACGCCGCCCCGCGCUGCGUCUUCCUGAGGCUGAGGCUCCGACGCCGCCGAGAACCCGUGUGCAUCCCACGGGACCGGAGGAGGAAGAGGGAGAGAGGAGCUGCUGCUCGGCGGCCGCCGAGGAGGAGCCUAGGGGAUGGGGACCGCGAGGGGGUUGGCCCGCGUGCGGCGGGAGGCGCUCGCCGCGUGCAUGACGUGCCCGCUCUGCCGGGGACUUCUCAGGGCGGCCACCGCCAUAACCCUGUGCCUCCACACAUUUUGUCGGGAGUGCAUUAUGGAGAAAAUAAAUGAUGAGGAAGUUGACUGCUGCCCAGUAUGCGACAUUGAUCUUGGCUGCGAUCCUGAAGAGAAACUCAGGCCUGACCACAACCUUCAAGAUAUUAGGAAUAAGGUAUUCCCAAUUAAAAAGAUAAAUGUUGAUGCUCCAAAGGCUGUAACAAUAUUGCCAGCAAAGAGAAAACAGAGGUCCCUUUCGUCCUUGGUGGUUGACACUCCAAGCGUAGUAAAGCGGACUAGUUUGACUGGAAAGAGAACCAAAGCUAAAAGGAGGGCAGCAUCUUCUCGUGCAACUUCUCCCGUUAAUAAUGGAACCAUGAAAUUACCAAUUAAAUCUGAAAAUCGAGAUCAGAAGACUGAGAAAAGCUCUGCAUCACAAUCUACCAAGGUGGUAACAACUGCAAACAAAACUGAAAAUCAAGAUCAAAAGAAGACCAGGAAAACUUUGGCAAAACAGUCGACCAGGGCAGCAACACCAGCAAACAAAAAACAGCGAAAUACAGAUGUAGAAGUUUCAAGCAAGGCAUCUUCCGAAAAUAGAAAGAAUGGCAAGACAGUUGACAAGGAUGAGCUCCGUAAAUCUUCAAAAGUACCUAGGUCAACUCCCAAAAUCUAUGCUGUCAAUGAACAGCAAAUAAAAGAGAAAGAGAGUGAACUCCCUACAAGGAAAGGAGAGGCAGACAACAAAGUACCUAGGUCAACUCCUAAAAUCCAUGCCGUCAAUGAAGAGCAAAUAAAAGAGAAAGACGAACUCCCUACAAGGAAAGGAGAGGCAGACAACAAAGUGGUUAUUCCUGGGACAAGUGUGAGAGAACAUUCAAAUAACUCAAAUCUUAAAGAGAAAAAUGAUCGCAGUCCUCGAGAAUCUUCACCAUUGAAAGAUAAAACUACAACACAGGAUGAUUCGUACCAAGGAUUGCUUGGUUCUGCAAGCGAUUUGCAUGAUCCAAUAACAACUCCUGUGUGGUUCUCAUUAAUUUCUUUGCCUAAUCAGAAAGAAGAUCCACAACUGCCUCAGUUAUCAAAGACUUACAUGAGAAUCAAAGAUGGCGGUUUGCAGAUUUCCUCGGUACAGAGAUACAUCAUGAAGAAACUGGAUCUAGCUAAUGAAAAUGAGGUGGAGAUCAUCUGCCAUGGCGAGCCCAUCUGCCCCUCGAGCACGCUGCAUGGUCUGAUGGAACUGUGGCAUCGUAGACAGCCGACAGAGCCAGUGGAGGCGUUGGUGGGCACGCCAGCCAACGAGUUCGUCAUGGUGCUGGGCUACCGCCGCCGCCAGCACCCUAAUUCGGUGCCCAGCACCGUCGCCGUGCCUCCAGGCCCCUCCUGAAGCGGUCUGCAAGGGUGACUGCAUGCACCGCCGUGGAGCCUUGAACUGCACUGCUCGGCCCGUUUAGGAUAAAACAGAAGAAAGAAAUUACCACUACAGUUUUUUUUACUCAUUUCUUAGACCUUCUUUUGGAUCGUGUUCAUUUCUUAGACUUUUGUAAAGAGAGAGGAAAGAAGUUAGUCUACCAGCAGUCGUCCGUGGUAAAUGAUGUUAUAUUAAGCACCUUGAACAACCGUGUUUACUUACUCUAACGACAUUUCUGACGGAAAAAGUUAGGGUGAAA